Oncorhynchus kisutch (coho salmon) is the source of this 4052-nucleotide messenger RNA. Its product is annotated as tripartite motif-containing protein 46. The transcript has 11 exons. Gene Ontology annotation, cellular component: main axon. Lineage: Eukaryota; Metazoa; Chordata; Actinopteri; Salmoniformes; Salmonidae. The record is from RefSeq and is a predicted model, not a curated record. Gene Ontology annotation, biological process: microtubule bundle formation; anterograde synaptic vesicle transport; axonogenesis. The coding region runs from base 40 to 2310 and encodes 756 amino acids. Gene Ontology annotation, molecular function: zinc ion binding; protein binding.
CCCCUUAUCCCCCCUCCCUCUCUCGUCCUCCAGUCUAACAUGAAGAGUAUGGAACGGGAGCUGCAUUGCCCGGUGUGUACUGAGAUGGUGAAGCAGCCCAUCAUCCUGCCGUGCCAGCACAGUGUGUGUCUGCUGUGUGCUGCUGAGGUGUUAAUCCAGAGAGGAUACCCUGCCCCAGACCUCCCCCCAGAGCCCAACUCCCCGGCCGCCUCCCCCAACACACGCUCCCCGCGCGGGGCACGCAGACCACCGCCCAAGACCACCGACCGCCUGGACCGCGUCCUCAGACCAGGUUUUGGGACGUACCCCGGGCGUCGUCGUAAGGACAUGUCUCCUGCCCCCAUGCUGUUCCCCUGUCCGUCCUGUCACAAGGAGGUGGAGUUGGGGGAGAGAGGACUGACCAAUUGCCUCAGGAAUCUCACAUUGGAACGCAUUGUAGAGAGGUACAGACACACAGUGAGCCUGGGCAGCGUGGCUAUAAUGUGUGGCUUCUGUAAGGCUCCUCAGUCCUUGGAGGCCACUAAGGGCUGUGCUGACUGCAGGUCCAACUUCUGCAACGAGUGUUUCAAGCUCUACCACCCCUGGGGUACUCUCCGCUCCCAACACGAACACAUACUGCCCACCAACAACUUCAGACCCAAGGUCCUAACGUGUCUGGAGCAUGAGCAGGAGAGGUUGUUGUGGUACUGUCGCUCCUGCCAGAGGCUGCUGUGUCCUGUCUGUAAGCUCCACAGAGUCCACCACGGCCACAAGGUGGCGCCCAUCGCACAGGCCUGCCAGGCACUAAAGGACAAAAUCACCAAGGAGAUCAACUACAUUCUGGCCAAUCAGGACACAGUAAAGGCUCAGAUAACUCAGCUGGAGAGUGCCAUCACACACUUGGAGUUGAACAGUGCGUUGGCGAGGGAGCAGUUGUCCCAGUCUGUGAGGGAGCUGGGGGCGUCUCUAGUGGAGCGACAGGGAGCGUUGACCCUGGCCCUGGAGGGGGCCCGGCUGAGGAGGGGGGAGGCCCUGUCGGCCCAGGUGUCUGAGAGGAGGGGUCUGCAGGAGCACGGCGGUUUAAUGGCCUACACACAGGAGCUGCUCAAAGAGACCGACCAACCCUGCUUCGUACAGGCCGCACGAAUCACCCACAACAGGCUGGUGAAAGCCAUAGAGAAUCUGCAGUGUUUCUCUCUCUCGGCUGAUCCCUCCUUCAGACACUUCCACAUGGACGCCUCCAGAGAAGUGAAACUCAUCAGCAGCAUGGGAUACAUAAGAGCCCCAUUGGCUCCUGUGAUUGACACUCAGCGCACGCUGGCCUAUGACCAGCUGUUCCUGUGCUGGCGACUCCCCCAGGACUCCGCCCCUGCCUGGCACUUCUCCGUGGAGUUCCAGCGGCGAAUGGGAUUGACCGAGGCAGGCUGGGGAGGAGAGGUCAGGAGCCCCAAUGCUCCACUGGUGUGGCAACGCCUGGAGGAGGUGGGCGGGACUAGUGCUGUGAUUGACAGGCUGGAGAUGGACAGUGUGUAUGUGUUAAGGGUGAAAGGAAGCAAUAAGGCGGGGUUUGGAGAGUACAGCGAAGAGGUUUACCUGCACACACCACCCGCACCAGUGUUGUGUUUCUCUCUGGACUCUCGCUGGGGUUUGCAUGCUGACCGACUGGCUCUGGGUAAAGGACAGACGUAUGCCCGCAGCGUGCCCGGCCUCUCCCUUCUGCAGGCCGCUGACCGCUCCCUCACUUCCUGUCACCUGACCUCUGACCUCCUCAUAGGCGACCUGGCCAUCACCCAGGGAAGGCACUACUGGGCAUGCUCGGUGGAGCCCGGCUCCUACCUGGUCAAGGUGGGAGUUGGACAGGAGGCCAAGCUCCAGGAGUGGUUCCACCUUCCCCAGGACAUGGCCAGCCCCCGCUAUGACCCAGACAGUGGCCAUGACAGUGGGGCUGACGAUUCCCCAGACUCCUCCCCUCCCUUUUGCUUCCUCACCAUGGGCAUGGGCAAGGUCCUCUUACCCCAGGGGGCAGCAAACUUACACCACAGUACCCACAGUACCCAUGGAAACAACCAUGGCCCUCCUACUGCCCCCCUGCCCCCACGCCUGGGGGUUUGUCUGGACUUCGAAAAGGGGCGGGUCACGUUCUACGACGCCCACUCGCUGCGUACCCUGUGGGAGGGGCAUGUGGAUUGCUCUGCCCCUGUGUGCCCGGCCUUUUGUUUCAUUGGUGGAGGGGCACUGCAGCUGCAGGAGCUGGUGGCCAAUCGGAGCACAGAGGAGCCACUGCACAGAAGGGUCACCAUCCAAUCACGCGCCACCAAUUUAGGUAACUGAAGAAGUAUGGAGUGGAAUGAUUUGGAAAGACCCUUCAUCAACUUGAUGUUUACUUGUUUAUGUUUAGGUUUCAUUUGUAAUGCCUGCAACUGUUGAUGAUGUACAUUUUGCAGAAUAGAAGAAUGUCAAUGUCCCGGAAUCCAGGGGAUUAUAAAGCGUUCUGCAGGUUACAUCAGGAUACGUGUAUUCUGUGAUUCCAACUGUUGCUGUGUUGCAUCUGACAAGGACUCAUGAGUGGGACGUUAACUGUUAAAGGACUCAUGAGUGGGAUGUUAACUGGUAAUUGACUCGUGAGUGGGAUGUUAACUUUAAAAGGACUCAUGAGUUGGAUGUUAACUGUUAAAAGACUCAUGAGUGUGACGUUAACUGUUAAAUGACACAUGAGUGGGACGUUUACUGUUAAAUGACUCAUGAGUGGGACGUUAACUGUUAAAUGACUCAUGAGUGGGACGUUUACUGUUAAAUGACUCAUGAGUGGGACUUUAACUGUUAAAUGACUCAUGAGUGGGACGUUUACUGUUAAAUGACUCAUGAGUGGGACGAUAACUGUUAAAUGACUCAUGAGUGGGACGUUAACUGGUAAUUGACUCAUGAGUGGGAUGUUAACUUUUAAAGGACUCAUGAGUUGGAUGUUAACCGUUAAAGGACUCAUGAGUGGGACGUUAACUGUUAAAUGACACAUGAGUGGGACGUUAACUGUUAAAUGACUCAUGAGUGGAACGUUAACUGUUAAAUGACUCAUGAGUGGGACGUUAACUGUUAAAUGACUCAUGAGUGGGAUGUUAACUGGUAAAUGACUCAUGAGUGGAACGUUAACUGUUAAAUGACUCAUGAGUGGGACGUUAACUGGUAAAUGACUCAUGAGUGGGACGUUAACUGUUAAAUGACUCAUGAGUGGGACGUUAACUGGUAUUUGACUCAUGAGUGGGACGUUAACUGUUAAAUGACUCAUGAGUGGGACGUUAACUGGUAAAUGACUCAUGAGUGGGACGUUAACUGGUAAAUGACUCAUGAGUGGGACGUUAACUGGUAAAUGACUCAUGCGUGGGACGUUAACUGUUAAAUGACUCAUGAGUGGGACGUUAACUGGUAAAUGACUCAUGAGUGGGACGUUAGCUGUUAAAUGACUCAUGAGUGGGAUGUUAACUGUUAACUGUUAAAUGACUCAUGAGUGGGAUGUUACAUGUUAAAUGACUCAUGAGUGGGCGUUAUCUGUUAGGACUCAUGCUACCUGCACUUCACAUAGAUCUUAUUGUUUGAAACCAAAAUGCUCACAAGAUUCUCUCAUAAGCUUCAAACAUGUAUUACAAAUCAAGAGGGUAUACAUAUCUAGUCUAUAGUUUGAGACAAAAUAGAGAUGAAUGGGAUUUACACAUUAUGGAUAGAAAGGAUUUUGCGUAAAUCAUGUGUUGAUGUCAAUGGGAAGAUUUAGGAUGUGUGUGUGUUCACCGGAAUUAAAAUGAUUAUACUUAUUUUAUCAUUCUCAUCUGAGCUGGCUGAAUAUUUAUACUGUUUUAUAGCUUUUUAUUCAUAGCUUUUAUGAUUAUUAUGACUGGCAAUAAUACAUUUUUACUCAACAGAUUAUUACUAAAAAGAUAGAUCUUACAGGGUCGAGGCUCAGACUGUCAGUAUUCAUACAGUAUAUUGAGUGUGUGUGUGUGAGUGUGUAUUUUUACUUGAAUGCAUGUGUGUACGUGUGUGUGUGAGAGAGAGAGACAAAGAGAGAGGGAGAUAUAUAUACA